Fusarium redolens is the source of this 709-nucleotide messenger RNA. RefSeq lists its product as uncharacterized. Gene Ontology annotation, molecular function: kinase activity. The coding region runs from base 114 to 500 and encodes 128 amino acids. The record is from RefSeq and is a predicted model, not a curated record. Lineage: Eukaryota; Fungi; Ascomycota; Sordariomycetes; Hypocreales; Nectriaceae. The transcript has a single exon.
CCGCUUCAUCAUCACAACUUCUUCUAAUCAAUUACAUAUUGAACAUACCUCUGUAUUACCCGGAUAAAAAACAUGGUUAUACAAUAUACCUAGCUAGUAUUCUGGAAAUCAUCAUGUCUGCCCACCAAUUUCGUUUUCUCACUGCAAGUCAAAUCAUUCGGCUCUACGAAACAAAUAUCAUUCGUGCCAGACCUACCCAAGCCACUUACCUCGAGUCUGCUGUUUUCUCUCCCCAGCAACACAUGCAUUAUGGUCAAAAUGAUCUUUUUCAGCUAGCAAGCAUCCUCGCCCAAAAGAUCACACUAAAUCACGCUUAUCAGGAUGGCAACAAGAGAACUGCCCUGAUAGCGGCCAAUAUGUUCCUACAGUUACACGGUUACCAGCUACGGUGGCACUCUUUACCAGCGACGAAAUCGAUGACCAGAUUAAGGACGCUCAUGUUGCUGUUGCAACGAGACAAUGGGAUGCUGAGCAGUUGGCAAGCUUCUAUAAGAGUAUAGCAACACCACUUCGACGUGUUGAUUGACUGGUUGGUUAAUAUACUUGUCUCUCGCUCGUUUUGUACAUUUCUGAUACUUGAUGACAUAUAAUUUACACGGCGUUUCUGCAGUAAGCCUGUGUGACCUUAUUUAACGUCAUAUAUCUAAAAUAUGAUAGGCUGAUUCUAGAGUUAGCAACCAGCCUGUGACUUGCCGAUAGCCAAGUCGGG